Coccinella septempunctata (seven-spotted ladybird) is the source of this 982-nucleotide messenger RNA. RefSeq lists its product as uncharacterized. Lineage: Eukaryota; Metazoa; Arthropoda; Insecta; Coleoptera; Coccinellidae. The record is from RefSeq and is a predicted model, not a curated record. The coding region runs from base 82 to 738 and encodes 218 amino acids. The transcript is spliced from 2 exons.
GAAGACUGGGCAACACUAAGAUCUAAGGUAGAAAGGGGAUUGCAGGUGUUGAAGGAUUGGUUGGAUGGAAGAUUGUUAAGGAUGAAUAUCAAGAAAACUUGUUAUAUGCCAUUCUCCUGCAAUGCUGCAGGUUGCCCCACGUUUGACUGCUUACAUAUGGAAGGAGACACUACAUUUGAGAUUCUACCUGUGAAGACAUAUAAAUACCUGGGUGUGAUAAUAGACUGUCACCUAAGAUGGGAUAUACAUGUUAACAGUACAGUGAAAAAAUUGAGAUCCAUUUUGUACAUUUUUCGACGACUUAAGCCUAUUCUUCUGCAGAGAUAUUUGAGAACUUUGUAUUUUGCCUUAGUGGAAAGUCAUAUUCGUUAUGGCAUAGCAGUUUGGGGUGGUGCGUUGCAUACACAUUUGAAGCCGAUCGAAAUCAUGCAAAGGAGAUUUCUCAAACUCAUUUACUCGAGGGAUGGUAGGUACCCCUCGGAUGCUCUGUAUGAGGAGGCGGACGUUUUGGAUGUGCGUUCUGUCCACCGGUAUGAUACUCGCUGUAAGGAUCAUUUUGUCGCACCAUUGAUGGUUAAGAGAACAACCCAGCGAUCAUACAGUUUUUUUGCUCCUAGGAUGUAUAACCGGCUGCCUGAGGAGGUUAAAUCCUUAAGGGCUCUCCAUCUGUUCAAAAAAUAUGUGAAAAAAUAUUUGCUAACUACAAAUAGGAGAGAAAUUCUUAAUAUCUUUAAUUGAUGCAUUUGGGACAGUGUAAAUAGAUGAUUGUAUCUUGAUAUAGUAACGAAGUGGUGGUCUUGAAAAUUGAUUGAAUUUUUUGUUGCUUUCUUUUUGACUUUGUUUUAUUUUUAUUGUUCAUAAAUUAGGCGAGACAAGUGGUUUCACUUAUCGCCUUCUUCUGCUUUAUCCGGAACUCUGAUUAUAGAUAUAAAUUUUUUUGUAAUACAAUGUAAUAGUCCGAAUAAAGUUAUUAUUAUUAUUA